Drosophila subpulchrella is the source of this 4796-nucleotide messenger RNA. RefSeq names its product protein espinas (gene esn). The coding region runs from base 264 to 3779 and encodes 1171 amino acids. NCBI's taxonomy places the organism in Eukaryota, Metazoa, Arthropoda, Insecta, Diptera, Drosophilidae. Gene Ontology annotation, molecular function: zinc ion binding. The record is from RefSeq and is a predicted model, not a curated record. The transcript is spliced from 6 exons.
GAGCGGUACAAGAGCUGCUCUACCGCGAAACGAGAUUUGGAAAGAAUCAAUCUCAUACUCGAACCGAACCCAUCCUAUGAUAUACGAUACGAUCGAUCGCGAGUGCACGUAAUUGGAGCAAGCGGAUUGCCCGUUAAUUGCUGGCGACGGUAAUUGCAGAUCGCCGCAUUCCGACUGCCCAUAGAGGUGUUCCCCGUCCUGUUAAUGUGUCAAUUGAUUGAUUGCCUCGCGACCCGUGAUUGACGCGCGUUCCACUCACCGUAAUGCUCUCGAAGACGAAGAAGAAGUGCUGGUGGAAGAUCCGCCUGCCGCAGGUGGUGGUCAAGCAGGAUCAGUCGAAGAACUACCGGGACAUCAUCAACCUGAGCGAGUGCUCCUCGGUUCUGGCCAACACGGCUACCACGAUUAGCGAUGGCUCCACCACCGAGAGCAGUGGCAGUCCCACUGCCCGCCACCGAAGCUGCGACAGCUUGUCCAAGAGUUCCCAGGCGGAGGCGGGCAAGCUCUUUCCCCGGAACAUGCCCAGUAUCCGGAGGAGUCGUCGGCGGGCUGUUUCCGCGGAGCGUGCUGGCCUGGCCAGCAGGGAGCGGAACCUGGAGGACCAGGUUCAGCCGCCAAAAAUGCCACAGAUAAACCCCGAACAGCAGUCCCGGCUAUCGACAGUGACCAAACUGACGCCCAGGAAGCCAGGUGGCAAGUCCACCUGCUCCAAGAAUCGGGCGGUUCAGACCCCCGCGAAGUGCAUCAUCAAGUCAGCCGUGCGAGCCAAAACCAAGCCAAAGCCCAAGAUCACACUGGCACCCUAUGAGAUAGCCCUGGAAUUGCCCAAUGAAUCACCAGCUCCCACUUUGGCCAUGGCGGUGGCCCAAUCCUCCGGCAGCGAGCAGAGGAAGUUGGUCGGAAGCGAGGAGCAAUUCCACUCCUCGGGCAUCUCCUGCAACGGGGAGACCGACGACGAUGUGGAGGUGGCCAUGCUCACGGGCAGUCUCACACCCGCCCAGCUGGCCAGGAUUCAGUUUCAGGGGCAGCAGAAGGAUCCUGCGCCAUCCAUGGCCCUGCCCUUUGGCGAUCUGAGGAACCUCAAUCUCUGCCGCAACCGAAACGCCGUCUGGCUGAAUCCCAAGGACACGGAGCGGCUCAUCGAGGUGGACAGGAGCAGGAGCAGGAGCAGGAACUGCUACUUCAACCAGGCCAUUGCCGAUGAUAUCCAGCUCAGCGAUAUUGAAGAACAAUUGGCCAGGUUUGAUGGCCAAUCAAAGAGGCCGCCGCCGCCAGCAGGGACAGCAGCCAAAAUCACCCAGUACAGCGAAGUCAGCCGAAAAUUCAAGCCCACUCCCGCACCCCGCUCCACCGGCAACAUGCAACAGGCCCCGCAGCAACAUCCGCAGCAGCAACUGCAGCAGCAGCAACACCAUCCGCCCAGCAGCAGCUACUACACGCAGACGGAGAGCGAGUUGCUGCAGAUUGAGGCGGGCGGCACGGGCCUGACCUUUGCCACCCACUCGCAGCGCCCUGAGUCGGCGGUCAGCGCCCUGCAGCCCACGUCGCUGGGCAGUCAGGUGGCAUCCACGUCCAAUUUGGACGUGCCCUCGGCCGCCUCCACAGGCAGUGGAGGCAGCGGGGGCAGUGGGGGCAGCGGCGGACCCCCAGGGUCAGCGGGUCACUUUGUGUCCCCUCUGCAGCGCCGCCACUGCCAGCCGCCCAGCCACCUGCCCCUCAACUCGGUGGCCUCGCCCCUCCGCACCGCCAGCUACAAGUCGGCGGCGGCGGUCGCGGGUCAUGGGUUCCAUCACAGCCACCACCAGCAGCUGGACUUCCAGCGGAACUCGCAGUCCGACGACGACAGCGGCUGUGCCCUCGAGGAGUACACGUGGGUGCCGCCGGGUCUGCGGCCCGAUCAGGUCCGCUUGUACUUCAGUCAACUGCCAGACGACAAAGUGCCCUACGUCAACAGUCCCGGCGAAAAGUAUCGUGUCAAGCAAUUGCUGCACCAGCUGCCGCCGCAAGAUAACGAAGUGCGCUACUGCCACUCGCUGAGCGACGAGGAGCGCAAGGAGCUGCGCAUCUUCUCGGCCCAAAGGAAGCGGGAGGCCCUCGGCCGCGGAGCAGUCCGCCUGCUGUCCGACGAGCGGCCCUGCAAGGGGUGCGAGGAGCCUUUGUCGGGCGGUGACAUCGUGGUUUUCGCCCAGCGGCUGGGCGCCCAGUUGUGCUGGCAUCCGGGCUGCUUUGUGUGCAGCGUCUGCAAGGAGCUGCUGGUGGACCUCAUCUACUUCCAGCGGGACGGGAACCUCUACUGCGGUCGCCACCACGCCGAGACCCAGAAGCCUCGCUGCUCCGCCUGUGAUGAGAUCAUCUUCUCGGACGAGUGCACGGAGGCGGAGGGUCGGACGUGGCACAUGAAGCACUUCGCCUGCCAGGAGUGCGAGCACCAGCUGGGCGGCCAGCGGUACAUCAUGCGCGAGGGCAAACCGUACUGUCUGGCCUGCUUCGACACGAUGUUCGCCGAGUACUGCGACUACUGCGGGGAGGUGAUUGGGGUGGACCAGGGCCAGAUGAGCCACGACGGGCAGCACUGGCAUGCGACGGACCAGUGCUUCAGCUGCUGCACCUGCCGCUGCUCCCUGCUGGGCAGACCCUUCCUGCCCAGAAGGGGCACCAUCUACUGCUCGAUCGCCUGCAGCAAGGGCGAACCACCCACGCCCUCUGACACGAGUUCGGGUCCCCAACUAAGACCCACACACCGGGCCUCCACCUCUAGCCAAAUAGCUAGAUCACCGCGAAGGGUUGGUGAGCGGGAGAGGGAGCGGGAUCCAGGACGAAAGGGCCACCAUGGUCAUCCGAAGGCCACGGGCAGCGCCGGCGAUCUCCUCGAGCGGCAGGAGAGGCAGCGCAUGGAGGCUGCCGGCGUGGCGGAUCUACUGCUCGGAGGAGGAGUUCCGGGCAUGCCACGCCCUGCCCAUCCGCCGCCCAUCGACCUCACCGAACUGGGCAUCAGCCUGGACAACAUUUGCGCCGGCGACAAGUCCAUCUUCGGGGACGCCCAGACCCUGACCAACUCCAUGCCGGACAUGCUGCUCUCGAAGGCGGACGACUCGCACAGCUACCAGAGCAUCGACAAGAUCAACCUGAACUCCCCCAGUAACUCCGAUCUGACGCAGAGCACCCAGGAACUGGCCCACGAACUGGAGCUGGACAACGAGCCGGUGAGAGAGCUGCCCCAUGAUGGUUACGAGCAACUCUUCACCACCAAUCGCAAUCAGGAGCACCCGGCUGAUCAGGAUUUAGAUGACGAGCAGCUGGACAACCGGCCGCUGAAGGAAGUGCGCUUCCACAGUGUCCAGGACACCAUGUCGCGCUCCAAGAGCUACACGGACAACUCGAAUGCCCGGCGGCGGAGGAGGCGUCGCAACCAGUCGCGCAGCUCCUCGGAGAUGCAGAUCAACCAGACCAAUCUCCGCCUGCACAAUGCCCAGACGCAGGUGGGUGGGGGAACGGGAACGGGGCCACUCAACCUGCUGAACAACCUGGACAACUGCGACGUGGCCAGCAUCUGCUCCACCUGCUCCUCCAGUUCCUCGAGCGACAUGGAUGACUAUGUGUACCGCCUGCCGGCGCGAAAGCACUACGGUGGAGUGAGGGUGGCCUAUGUGCCCAACGAUGCGCUGGCCUACGAGCGCAAGAAGAAGCUGGCCCAGGACUCCUCCCUCGCUCCUGGCGGAGGCAGUGCAUCCGUUACCCCGGCGAUCAUGCACGAGAGCAAGAACUGCACGAUUUCCUGACCACCCCCCAUGCUGCCGCCACCGCCCUUCAACCUGAGCAGCUACUACAUCCUGGACACGAUCCUGGAGGAGCAGAGUCUGAUGCUGCCGGAGAAGAAGCCUGGCUGCCUGCGGAGGGUGUGGAACUUCUUUGGGCUGGGGAAGGCCCGCCACUCCAGUUCCCAGCACACCAGCAACGGAAGACUAUAUAGCGUCUAGGUUGGGGAUGAGAUCUGGAAAAAGUUUUUAACACGGUUGUCAAGAUGAGUUCUAUCCUUACAUCAAUUUUUCGUUAAUACUUUAAAGGAUUCUUCAAGAAAUGGCAACCGUGGCUGUAAAUAACAUAUCGACAUGUAUAAUACACCGAAUAAGAAGGCACAUAUGAGAUCAGAGAUGAGAGAAAUCGUUGUACAAAGCUAUAAAACUAUAUCAUAUUUGCAUAUUCAUAUACACAUGCCCCAUCGCGGGCAUUACCAUAAAACAUAAGCUAUUCUAGUGUUAGAUGUAGGCAGAACAAAAACAAACGAAAAGUAGAGACCACAAACAACGCAAUCAACGAACAAUAAACUUCAACGAAAUCCAAUCGAAGGCCAACAAAAGAAUCUCCAAAAGAGUGAAAGUAUUAUCUGUUUCAGAUAUUAGCCAAAUGUGCAAUAAUUUAAAAUGGCAAAAAGCAGAACGCAAAAUUUAAUGGCAUAUCCACAAACACAACGAAACUUCGAGAUAGAAAACCAUUAGCAUUUACAACAUUUGAAUUUUCUUUUCCUCGGAUAUUUUGUUAAACAAAUCAAAUUGAAGAUUCUUUUGUUUGCAAACCAAACGUUUUAUGUAAUUUGCGUGCUUUCUCCGCAGCGUGAAAGCGAAAUUGUUAUAUAAAGGGAAUGUGUCCAGAAUACUUGGAGUGAGGAAAGUUUUGUAACCAACCAGUGAGAGUUUAACGAAAACCUAUGUCUAAGCUAUGCUAUAUCAACAAGUGUGUAUGGAAACAUAAUCAAAAGUAAAAUAUAUGUCUGUGUAUUUUAUUCUUAAAAACCUAAA